AUGUGACAGCCGGUCCUCGUGACUGUUACAAUUACACACGUAUACACCGUAUGUGUACUGGUGUGUGAUUUUGUAAAAUUUCCUGUUAUACAUGCACAAGAUAUUGUUGAUCUGUUAAGUCGUUUGGGUGGGUAGGAAGCCACAGAUGUAACUCUUCAGCUGAGAUACAUAUGUAAUUAACUUUUCACGGAGUGACCAGUUUUGUCCAGCCGAGUGACCAGUCUAUUCCUUUUCAUCUAGGUAAUGAACGAUCAGGAGCUUUGAUAUUUAAACGAAACUCCGUAAAUUGAACACUCUCUAGUGCGACAGUGGCCGAGGGAGAUUUGACCAGCUAAAACUGGACUGACCGUAAGUGACCAGAAUGUCUUCCUACUGGCAACACGGACUACUAGGAUGUAUGGACAACUGUACGCUAUGUCUAAUCACCUAUAUAAUGCCUUGUUACACAUUCGGAAAGAACGCAGAGGCUGUCGGGGAAAGCUGUUGCAUCUGUGCACUGACUUACCUGUUUCCUGUCAUUCACCUUGUGGCAGCGGUCAACAUCCGAGGGAAGAUUCGGAUGGAAAAAGGAAUAGACGGAACGUUAUGUAACGACUUGCUGGUUGCGCUUUUCUGUCCAUUUUGUGCGCUGGUUCAAGAAGCCAAUGAAAUCCGAGGGGCUCCGAUGACUUCGUAUGGAAUGGCGAGAGAGUAAAAUGGACGGAGUGACUCUCACAUCUUUGAUUCGUAUUCCGAAGUGAUGUAUCUCCGUGUAUUGAUAUUGAGGGCCAUAAUGAUAUACUGCUUGCAUGGUUGUGCAUACCAAUAUUAACUAUGUAUAAAUAAAAUAUAGAUACCAGAUUAUGAAAUUUCAUAGUGUAUAGUGCAUUUAGAAUACAUGUAUAAAAAUUAAAUCGCCAAGAUAUGAUAUAAAAACAACAUUGCAUAUAGUCUUCGCAUUUUCGCUGCCGUAGUGAUGAAAUAUGGGUUUAUAAUUUAAAGACAUAACAAGGGGGGGGGGGGGGGGGGGGGGGGGGGGAUUUUUGGUAGAAAAAGCCCAAUGAGAGUUUAUCUUAGUUUAUCAGAAACUGAUUACAUUGGUUUUAGUGGUAAUAUAAGACUACUCAUAUAAGGUUUGGGUUCUCCACAUCAAUACAUUGUAAAUCCUUAAACUUUGUUGUUUCUCUUUAAUGAUAUUUUAUAAACGUGCAAUAAACGAGUGUUUUCAUUAAAAAAUAAUGGUUAAACAUUUAACCAAUAAUACUGAUCAGCGUUUGUAUGUGAACCAUCACGAGGCCCGUGACGUAUCUACGUACAUUUGUAUAGGAAGAGUUGCCUCCCCUAUACCGCUGGUUUUAUUGAUGCCAGAUUCGAGUGAAAAGGAACGGGUGUCCUGUCCGACAACGUGGGUUUCUUCUGCGUACUCUGGUUUUCUCUCAUACCAAGACCCGUCACGCGCGUCCAUCCUCGCCUUCAAGCGUGAUUAUUAUAAUGUAAUAGAACUUCUUUUAUAAAAUAAAGUUUACAUUUUAUAU
Messenger RNA from Pecten maximus, 1514 nucleotides. RefSeq names its product cell number regulator 10-like. The transcript has 2 exons. NCBI's taxonomy places the organism in Eukaryota, Metazoa, Mollusca, Bivalvia, Pectinida, Pectinidae. The coding region runs from base 362 to 694 and encodes 110 amino acids. The record is from RefSeq and is a predicted model, not a curated record.